Messenger RNA from Penicillium vulpinum, 834 nucleotides. RefSeq lists its product as uncharacterized. Lineage: Eukaryota; Fungi; Ascomycota; Eurotiomycetes; Eurotiales; Aspergillaceae. The record is from RefSeq and is a predicted model, not a curated record. The transcript has 2 exons. The coding region runs from base 1 to 834 and encodes 277 amino acids.
AUGGUGCUGGACACCAUGGCUCCGUUCUCGAAGAGCGGCCUCCAGAUACUCGCUGGCGAGUACCUGGCUGGUCCUCUUCUGAAGUGGGACGAUUUGUCCCUGUUCGACCAGCUGUUCGCCGCGGGCUCCGAGCCCGAAAUGUCUGUUCUGACCUGGGAGCUGACCGAGCUCCUUUGCAACAUGGUCAUCGUCGUGGGGGUUGGCUCCCCUCAAACCUAUCUCCUCCGUGUCGUCCUCGCUCCCGAGUUUGCGUGGUUCGGCUUGCACUGGGCAGGGAUGCCACACCCUGCCCAAGUGUCCUCUGCUUCCUCCCUCCUCGACCUCCUCCACUCCCGUCCCCUGGCCGCGUCUGUGGCCCUCCAUCAAAACAUGGGGCUUGGUGAAAAGUGGAAGUCCGUCGUCCGUCGCCUGUGGGCUCACUUUGAGCCCUACAGCUCAUCUUUCUCCUCCGGCCAGCUGCAAUCCACAGCUGGCAACAACAAUGAUAUCCUCCCACCAAUGGAGGACUUCGACUACCCUCCUUCCCCCAUCGAGGAGGAAUUGGAGGGUGUGCUGCCCAUGGAGGGCGUUGAACUUUUGUCCGUCCCCGGUGUCUACAUUGACACCAUGAUCCGGGAUAUCUCCCCGGACAUGGAUGUCUGCACUGAGCCUGCGGCCGUGUCUGCCUCCGCCCCCCCUGCUGCCAUGACUCUGCCUCCCUCCCUUCCUCCCGUGGUGCCCUCCCUCCCUCCCAUGGUGCCUUCUUUCCCUCCUGUGGUGCCACCACUCCCCGCAGUGCCGCACUCCCUUCCUGUGGUGGCCCCAUCCACCAACAAGUACCGGCAACGGUACUAG